This is a messenger RNA of Ostrea edulis (European flat oyster), 2366 nucleotides long. RefSeq lists its product as uncharacterized. The transcript is spliced from 12 exons. The record is from RefSeq and is a predicted model, not a curated record. Gene Ontology annotation, molecular function: calcium ion binding; enzyme regulator activity. Lineage: Eukaryota; Metazoa; Mollusca; Bivalvia; Ostreida; Ostreidae. The coding region runs from base 179 to 1576 and encodes 465 amino acids.
GAUUUAAACCCCAUUUUUAAAAACAGAUUUAAAUGUAUUUUUCUCCACCAAAUCAAGCAUUGUGAUCAUUGAAUCGCGUCGAAAUAGAUAGUAUAGAACUUAGUAACGUUCAGUAGUGUUUGUGUGCGCUACCAACUUCUCUCCUGUACUUUAUCAUCGGCGAUCAGGGACGACAAACAUGGGUGAUCUCACAGAUGGAGAGAAAGCAAAUAUCAGAGAGGCCUUUAGCCAGUUUGACAAGGAUGGAAAUGGUUCGAUAGAUGCUGCAGAACUUACAACUGUUCUACGCACAUUGAAACAGAAUCCCACCCAGCAAGAAGUCGACGAGAUGAUAAAAGAAUUGGACAAAAAUGGUAAUUCAAUAAUAGAAUAUGGGGAGUUUGAGACAUAUAUGAAAAGUAAAUUAAAAAAGCCUGAGAAAGCAGAGAGCGAAAUGAAAGACGCAUUUAAGAUUUUUGACAAGGACGGUAGUGGGAAAAUUGAUGCCGCGGAACUGAAGCAGGCCAUGACGAGUUUGGGAAAUCCGUUGACUGAUCAGGAGGUGGACGAAAUGAUUAAGGCGGCGGAUCUAGACCAAGACGGGAAGGUAGACUAUAGCGAACUUGCUAAGAUUUUGAUGAAAAGUGAAAUAUCAGAGGCGAAGAAAAAAGAAUUUAGGCAUACGUUCGACAUGUUUGACAAGGAUCACAGUGGGUACAUCAAUGCCCGGGAACUGCUGACGGUAAUGAGAGCAUUCAAACAGGAUCCGACCAAAGCGGAAGUUAAUGCGCUGAUGACAAAACUCGAUACCAAUGGUAAUGGGAAAAUAGAAUACGAGGAGUUUGAAAAAUACAUGAUAGAUCAUUACAAAUCUCCGGAGGAAUUUCAAAACUCGAUGAUGGAUGCUUUUAAGUUGUUUGACAAAGACGGCAAGACUGGUGAAAUAACGUUUGAGGCAUUUUUGGAAUAUGUACCACCCAGACUUCGGUCAGAGGAUGAAGAAAUGACCGCAGUAAAGGCCGCCUUUAAAGUUUUUGAUAAGGAUGGGAGUGGUUUCAUUUCUAAGGAAGAGGCCAAGGCAAUUUUACAGCGAGGUGGUAAUAGCAUCAGUGAUGAAGAUGUAGAGGAAUUUUUUAGUGCCGCAGAUCUGGAUAAUAAUGGAAAAAUCAAUCUCGAGGAAAUCCGUGGCGCCUUCGAUGCAUGUGAUCAUGAUGGUGACGGUACAGUAGAUGCCGGGGAACUACGAAGAGUUUUAAAAGAUUGUGGACAAAACCCGACAACAUCCGAAAUGCAAGAUAUUAUUGAUGACGUCGAUCAUAAUGGUAAUGGUUCCUUAGAAUUUUCUGAGUUUGUGAAUUUGAUAAAAGAAAUCUAUGAGGACCCAAAGCAGUUUGAAGAGGAAAUCAAAGAGGCUUUUCGAAGAUACGACAAAGACGGGAACGGUGUUAUCAGCCAAUCAGAAUUUAAACACCUGUUCACAUCAUUUGGUGAGAAGAUAUCCGAUGAAGAAAUGGAGGAUCUUUUAUCUCGAAUAGACAUCGACAAAGAAGGAAACAUAAGUUAUGAAGGAUUUGCCAAGUUGCUCCGCGGAACCUAGGGAGAAGAACAGUCACUGGAUUAUCGCUCUUGUAUUAUUGCUGAAAUUAAAUUACAAAAAUAGCAGGAAGAACUGUAAUUAAAAAAAAUAUUAACAAAGAAAUUGGAAAUUUUAAUUGUUUUGUCGUCAAAUUAACGGCCACCUUCUUCACCCGUAUGGACGAAGUAUAGAUUUAUCACCUGUUAAUUUUUUCGAUUUUCAUCAAAUUUUAUCGAAUAAUACAUCCUUUUACGUUCCGUAAAAUCAAUUAUUCUUCAUUUAACGACGUUGUGGAGAUUUUGCAGAAGAAUGGUUGGCGUGUACCCCCUCAUUUCCAGCACCUCACUCGGAAAACUGCAGAGAUUGCCGCAGAAUGCAGUCAUCAAACAUUCACCGGUUAAUGCAUUAUUAACAGGAAUGUCGCAGCUUGUCGAUGUGGGGGACACUAUCAUAUUGGACAACUACAACCAAAAUUAGAGCACGAAAACAUCUCUAUUUUGUUUGCAGGAAAUUGGACAUUAUUUGAAACUUUAUACUAUAAUCUUAACUUCCUUUUCAAAUGCGUAAAGUUCAUUUAGUAUGUAUGUCAACAACAAAAUUAAAAGUAAACACACACACAAACACACACACAAUGUGUUUGCCUUUGGUAUCUUUACAAAUUGUAUUUGAUAGUCAUUUCCUCAUGAAUGUGUUGCAGUAUGAACAAAGUGCGUGUAGAUCUUGAUAAAUGUUGUGCAUCUAUUUUAAACUUUGGAAAUUCUGACAAUUGAAAGUAGAAUGUAACUAUAAGAAAUAAAAUUUGUUAUUGAAA